AAGUAGGAUGCAUUAUUAAAGGUUUAACUUUAUUUUAUUCUGUCAUUUCAGGAGAUAAUGGAGGAUGUGUUGUCAAUGCUAAGUAGUUAUAUAACAGACAGCGAUUCCUCUUCAUGUCAUCAGGAUAUCGCUGAUACAGUUUGUGUUUUGGCUUUAUGUGGCUGGAAUACCAGGUGAGAAAGAAAAUACAUUUCUGCCAUUUCUGAGAUUCAAUUCCUGUGAUAUGCAGUUGUCUAUUAGGUAGUUUAGUUUAGGUUUCCUCUUGUAGUAACACUGGAUCAAUAAGGGAUGAACCUUACUGGACCUCUAGGAAGAACAGUUUAGAACUGAUAGAGCUAUCCAGUAUAAAUAAAGUUAGUUUAGUUUAGGUUUCCUCCUGUAGUAUUAACACUGGAUCAAUAAGGAAUGAUUCUUACUGGACCUUUAGGAAGAACAGUUUAGAACUGAUAGAGCUAUCCAGUAUAAAUAAAGUUAGUUUAGUUUAGGUUUCCUCCUGUAGUAACACUUUAUCAAUAAGAGAUGAUCCUUACUGGACCUCUAGGAAGAACAGUUUAGAACUGAUAGAGCUAUCCAGUAUAAAUAAAGUUAGUUUAGUUUAGGUUUCCUCUUGUGGUAACACUGGAUCAAUAAGGGAUGAACCUUAUUUGAUCUCUAGGGAGAACAGUUUAGAUCAAAUUAGUCUGAUAGAGUUAUCCAGGCAGUAUAAAUGAAGAUUAUGAAGGUAGUUUAGUUUAGGUUUCCUCUUGUAGUAACACUGGAUCAAUAAGGGAUGAACCUUACUGGACCUCUAGGAAGAACAGUUUAGAACUGAUAGAGCUAUCGGCAGUAUAAAUAAAGUUAGUUUAGUUUAGGUUUCCUCCUGUAGUAUUAACACUGAGCUAUCCAGUAUGAAUAAAAUUACUUUAGUUUAGGUUUCCUCCUGUAGUAACACUUUAUCAAUAAGAGAUGAUCCUUACUGGACCUCUAGGAAGAACAGUUUAGAACUGAUAGAGCUAUCCAGUAUAAAUAAAGUUAGUUUAGUUUAGGUUUCCUCUUGUGGUAACACUGGAUCAAUAAGGGAUGAACCUUAUUUGAUCUCUAGGGAGAACAGUUUAGAUCAAAUUAGUCUGAUAGAGUUAUCCAGGCAGUAUAAAUGAAGAUGCUAUCCAGUAUAAAUAAAGUUAGUUUAGUUUAGGUUUCCUCUUGUGGUAACACUGGAUCAAUAAGGGAUGAACCUUACUGGAUCUCUAGGAAGAACAGUUUAGAACUGAUAGAGCUAUCCAGUAUAAACACAGAUUAUGAAGGUAGUUUAGUUUAGGUUUCCUCUUGUAGUAACACUGGAUCAAUAAGAGAUGAUCCUUCCUGGAUCUCUAGGAAGAACAGUUUAGAACUGAUGGAGCUAUUAGCUUGCUAUCCCUCAGUAUGAAUAAAAUUACUUUAGUUUAGGUUUCCUCCUGCAGUAAAACUGGAUCAAUAAGAGAUGAUCCUUACUGGACCUCUAGGAAGAACAGUUUAGAACUGAUAGAGCUAUCCAGUAUAAAUAAAGUUAGUUCCAGUUUAGGUUUCCUCCUGUAAUAACUAUUCUGUAUUUUAUAAACAGCGACAGUUCAGGCAUACUAUGUUGUACUGCCUGCCACCGUGAAGCUGGCUUGUGGAAUUUUCAUUCACUGAAGAAUGUUACUUUGAUCAACAACGAUGGUGGAAUGCAGGGUGUUCAGGAGGUUGUGAGGGCUACCGAUGGACAGCAUGGGUCACCAGGGGUAAUGGAGGAAGAUAAACCAGGUAGGGUAUUGAUCAAGAUUGUAGAAAUUCAAUGUGAAAAUUGACUUAAAUUAUGGACGUUAUUAUUGAGACAACUAUACAAUUUCAUUUGUGUUAUUAUUAAUUCUAUACAGGGGAAGUCGCAGCCGUACACGAUAAUGACGAGAUACAAAGAGGUGGUGAAAGUACGCAAGAGGACAUGUUAUGUGAUGUUGGGAUCGUAAGGGAUGAAGAUAGUUUAAAAGCUGAACAGUUACCGAGUAACACUGAAUCUGGAAAUGAUGAACAGGAACUUACUGGGACGCAAGAGGUCAUUAUGGAUAAUGAUGAGUAUACUGCAGCUGAUACUGAAUGUGAGAACAGAGUAACUGGGGAUAUUUUGGUACAUGAUGUGAACGAAAGUGACACAGAAAGUGAAAAUUUUGAGGUAGUAGGGACACUGGCCAGUGAAGAGAAUCAAAAUAUAGAAGUAUCGAGGAUUUCUCCCUUACAUGAAAACACUUUAGAAGAAAUGCAAGAUGGAAACCAAAUUUCCAGCCAAACUGUCACAUCUGAACCCUUUACUUUGAACAAUGCUGCUGGAGAAAUUCCAAAAACCGAGAACGAAGACUCCUUUGAAAGUACUUCAAAACAAAUUGAAUUCCAAGUGAAAACUGAAUCACAGCCAGUAGAAAUUACAUCCUCGGAACAAAAACCCCUGCUACCGGAACAAAGUACCCUACUAUUGGAACAAAAACCCCUACUACCGGAAGAAAGUACCCUACUAUCGGAACAAGAUACCCUACUAUCGGAACAAAGUGCCCCAUUAUUGGAACAAUGUUCCCAAUUAUCGGAACAAAGUACAGCUUCUGAGCAAACGUCACUAUCGGAAGAAUUCUUACCGGAACAAGAACCCUUACCGGAAGAGGAGCGCCUACAGGAACAAGAACCCUUACAGGAACAAGAACCCCUACAGGAACAAGAACCCCUACAGGAACAAGAACCCCUAUCGGAAGAAGAACCGUUAUCGGAACAAGGCACUCUGCAGGAACACGAAAUCGUAUCCCAGCCAGGGACUAGUCAGACAACCCAACCCCCCAGUUUUAUUGGAAAUGAAUAUACUACUGAUAGUAACAUUGAACCUGACCAAGGGGGUUGUGAACCAGGUCCUGGUGUGUCUACAGAGCCGUCAAGAUUUUUUAGCGCAGGAUUUUUUUCUCCUGCUCACAGUAGACAAGAUUCGUUAAUUGUUGAAUUAGGAGAGGACUCUAUGAGUGAGCGACUGCAGUCUAUUCAAUCAGAUCUGCUGGACAGGGGGGAGACGGCCUCCCAAAUGGACUCGUGUCGAUCAUUGUCCGAAUGGAGCGACGGUGACGUUGGUGAACCCAGUUCAAAGAGAUUGAAAACAGAUGAUGUAAGUUUGUUUUUUCAUUUUAUUUUCGUUUGAUCAAGCAAUGAAAGUUGAGAAAACUCUCAUGUAAACUCUCGCUUGUCAACUCUCGUACAAUUCUUGUUCUCGUUUGGUCAAGCAAUGAAAAUUGAGAAAACUCUCGACAUGUAAACUCUCGCUUCUCAACUCUCGUACAACUCUUGUUCUCGUUUGAUCAAGCAAUGAAAGUUGAGAAAACUCUCGACAUGUAAACUCUCGCUUCUCGAGCUCAACUCUCAUGCAACUGUUGUUCUCGUUUGAUCGGGCAUACCCUGGUUCCAGAGGUUUAUUUUUAUAAAAUAAUAAAAAUAAACCUCUGGAAUCAGCGUAGAUCAGCAAUGAAAGUUGAGAAAACUCUCAUGUAAACACUCGCUUCUCAACUUUUAUGCAAUUCUUAUUCUCGUUUGAUGAAGCAAUGAAAAUUGAUGAAACUCUCAUGAUGUAAACUCUCGCUCGUCAACUCUCAUGCAACUCUUGUUCUCGUUUAAUCAAGCAAUGAAGGUUGAGGAAACUCUCAUGCAAACUCUCGCUUCUCAACUCUAAUAAAACUGAAUCAAACGAGAAUUGACAAGGAGAGUUUACAUGAGAGUUUAAUAAACUUUAUGCCUCUCAUACAAACUCGCUGGACACUAAGUAAUUCAUUGAAUGUAAUUUUUCUUCCCAACAUCUUCAGGACAUAGAAAAGAUAGAGUUUGACGUCUUAGCAGAGCAUCGUAAUUGGUGUCCAUGGGUGACAGCUGUGCCCAGUGCAAGAAAUACGACAGAAAAUAUCCAGAAAUCGCCUGGAUGGCAGAUCUUACUUGAACAAUUAAUUCAAUCCCCACCGCCUGGAAAACAGCCUGUAGCGAAACAGGUGAGAUACGAUUUUAUUUCUUUUGAUGUGGUGUUACAGUAAAACCCCGCAUAUAAGAACCUACACACGUAAAAAUCUCACAACUUGUCAACAAGAUGUGUUCGCAACAGGCUUGUAGCAAGCUUGUCAACGAUUUGUAACAAUGCUGUUAUUUUAUCAAGUUACUACACAAGGUUGUCACUCACAAUUUGUUGACAAAUUGUUGAAUUGCAGGAUGAUAACAAGUUGUUGGAACAACUUGUAACAAGUCUGUUGAGCUCAACAACCUUAUAGCAAGUUGACAACAAGCAGUGCGAACACAUCCUGUUGACAAGUUGUUGCAACAGCAUUGCUACAAGUCUGCUGCAGGUUUGUUGUACGUGUGUAGAAUUUUCCAAGUUAUCCUAAACAGCGACUCGUUUUAGGGAGGUAAGGUAUACGAUUUAAAAACAGUAAAUUAUGCACAAAUUAGGUUCUUAUAUGCGCGGUGUUACUGAAUUGUGUGUUUCAAUGUUUCAAAAUCAGUUUCUCAAAUGUGUUUAUAUUUUUAGACACCACCCACCCAAGUAUGGAAAUCAGUCCGUCGUCUAUUUCACGACUGUCAGACUACGAUCAUGCGCAGUACGAAAUCACAUGUCCUUGAAGGAAAAGUUUGAUCGAAUUGGAAACACUGAAAGAAUCGUUUAAAGUUUACUGGAAUAUCUUAACCAACUCGAGAUCAGUCUAGUUGUGACACAGAGUAAUUUACAUACAGAGGUCUCGCUUCGCGAAAAAAUCGUAAGGUAUUUUACUGCGCGUGUCUGGCGGCCAUGUUCUUAGCAAAAGUUCUUAGCAUUCACCCCCCUGGAACAUUAAAUUUCAAUAUGUUUUCAGGGGGGCGACGCCCUCUCUUUAGGGCACUUGCUAAGAACAUGGGCCAUGGCGAACUGGAAAAAUUCCUUACACUAAAUUAACCUGAAGUGAGACCUCUGUACGUAAGUAUUCUGUGGAGGUGAUCUGGAAACUCGACCAAGGCCAAAGGCAAUGCUUUUACUACGCACGCCAAAAUUUGCGAAAAUAGUAUUCUAAUUAAAAAACGACCCAUCUUAUGAGUUCAUUGGCGAAGUAAUUUUAAAAAUCAACGUUGUCUAAGCCGAGAAAAUCAUUUAUGUAAAUGAACAUGAUUUAUAUCACAAAUGAAACCACCGUGAAUUAUUAAUGAGUUUUUUAAUCAAAAACACUUUAGCGUUUGCCAAGUUUCCAGACCCUAUCUCGACUGACUGACUUUUUUUUUAACAUGCUAUUUUAUCCAAAGCAAAGCUAAACAUAUAUAUUUUAUUUGACAUUUAUUUUAGUUCAUAUUAAAAGGCAGUUUUUUCAAUGACAGUGUCGCGUAUUUGCGGCGAAAAAGUGUUUUAAAACGUAAAAUCUUUUUGGCGUUCCUCUCAAAAUUACUUUGUUUUAAUUCUAUUUUGUAGUUUACACAGUUAGCAACCUUUUUAAACCAAUUUGCGUGUGUAAUUCUCAGCAACUUAUACCACCAACUAUACACGCGUGAAAAUCUCGCAUCUUGUAGCAAGUCUGCCAACAAGCCGUCAACAAGUUGUGUUCGCACUGCUUGUCCCAAGUUGUCAACAAGUAUGGAACAAGCUGUUGACAACUUGUAACAACCUCGUUAAUAUUAUCAGACUUGUUGCAAAUGAAGGUUUUUCCAACGAGUCCGAUACAGUCAUGAUAUAACAAUAUUGUUACAACCUUGUGUCGUCAACCUUGUAACAUUCUUGUUAUAUCAUGACUGUAUCAGACUUGUUACAACAACCUUGUAACAAGUCUGACAAUGCCAUCAAGCUUGUUACAAGUUGUUAUUAGCUUGUUCCAAACUUGUUACAACAACUGGGAACAAGCAGUGCGAACACAACUUGUUGACAGCUUGUGUAGUACAUCUUAUAAGAUGGCUGUUGUAAUAAUAAUACUCUUAUCUUUUUAAAAUUAUAUAUGUGCUUCUAAAUAUAAGACAUAUAGAACUGUAUUUCGCAUUAACUUUUUUAAGACUCUUGUAAGAACUUUUUAUCAAAUUUUCAAC
Messenger RNA from Paramuricea clavata, 6042 nucleotides. The record is from the annotation of a GenBank genome assembly. NCBI's taxonomy places the organism in Eukaryota, Metazoa, Cnidaria, Anthozoa, Malacalcyonacea, Plexauridae.